Messenger RNA from Stegastes partitus (bicolor damselfish), 3153 nucleotides. RefSeq names its product tyrosine-protein kinase Fyn. The record is from RefSeq and is a predicted model, not a curated record. Gene Ontology annotation, molecular function: ATP binding; protein tyrosine kinase activity. Lineage: Eukaryota; Metazoa; Chordata; Actinopteri; Pomacentridae. Gene Ontology annotation, biological process: protein phosphorylation. The transcript is spliced from 6 exons. Bases 765 to 1631 code for a protein of 288 amino acids.
CAGGAUUUAAUAUUGCAGUUAAAAAAAAUGAGCCCACAGUGAGUAAAAAAAAAACUGACAGCAGCAGCAAACACUCAGAAACUACUUGGCGUAAAUCGACCAAAAACACCUCACCUUAAUGGACCUCAGUAAUGCUUCUCUGACUGAUAAAUAUUCAUGUUUUAACUCCCACAUCCCAAAUUUGCACCUUUUUUGUAGAAAAGCUGUCAAUUACAAGAAAAAAAAAAACCCUCAUGGCAUCAUUAGGGCUGUUUUCUCAGCCUUGAAAAGGCUCCUCCAGAGCCACACAGAACUACAUACAGCUGUUUUCACAAACUGAGUUUCUGUGACUAACAGGCUGGUGUUGAAGUGUGAAAUCAGCGGAGUUCCCCUUUAAGGUGUUCAGACUGUGACUGCACCUCGGCCUCAUCGCCUGCUGUAGAUGAAUUCCUAGCGUAGCGUUUUAUUUGUGCUGAGAUGACUUGGCAGCACUUUGCUUGAUUCGAUGAUCAAGACGGAUCAGAGAGACACAUCAGUCUGAUUACUGCUGGAUCCUGUGACCUGGAAUCAACCCACCUCCAGGAAACAGAAAGAAAAGCACUGAUUUUCAGCUUUGAUGUUUGCUCUUUGUCUUGUGUGUUGCUUUUAGGCUUUCCUCCUCCUGCUGCAGGAUGCUCAGCUAACUCUUUGUACAUCUUUUUCUGUGCUCUUUAUUUGCUGUGCGGCGUUUUGCAGACCGAGCUGCGGGUCUCUGCUGUCGCUUGGUGGUUCCCUGCCACAAAGGGAUGCCCCGCCUCGCCGACCUGUCCGUCAAAACCAAAGACGUGUGGGAGAUCCCACGGGAGUCGCUGCAGCUGAUCAAGCGUCUCGGGAAUGGGCAGUUUGGGGAGGUCUGGAUGGGAACGUGGAAUGGCACCACGAAGGUGGCGGUGAAGACUCUGAAGCCUGGCACCAUGUCCCCUGAGUCCUUCCUGGAGGAGGCUCAGAUCAUGAAGAAACUGCGCCAUGAUAAGCUGGUGCAGCUCUAUGCCGUGGUGUCUGAGGAGCCCAUUUACAUCGUCACAGAGUACAUGGGCAAAGGAAGCCUGCUGGACUUCUUGAAGGAUGGAGAAGGACGGGGGUUGAAGCUGCCUAACCUGGUAGACAUGGCAGCACAGGUUGCAGCCGGCAUGGCCUACAUCGAAAGGAUGAACUACAUCCACAGAGACCUGCGCUCCGCCAACAUCCUGGUGGGAGACAACCUGGUGUGUAAGAUCGCCGACUUCGGCCUGGCCAGGCUCAUCGAGGACAACGAAUACACAGCUCGGCAAGGUGCAAAGUUCCCCAUCAAGUGGACCGCCCCAGAGGCCGCGCUGUACGGCAAGUUCACCAUCAAGUCGGACGUGUGGUCGUUUGGCAUCUUGCUGACGGAGCUGGUCACCAAGGGUCGGGUGCCUUACCCAGGCAUGAACAACCGCGAGGUGCUGGAGCAGGUGGAGCGGGGCUACCGGAUGCCGUGCCCCCAGGACUGCCCCAUCUCGCUGCAUGAGCUGAUGCUGCAGUGCUGGAAGAAGGACGCCGAGGAGCGGCCCACCUUCGAGUACCUGCAGGCCUUCUUGGAGGACUACUUCACAGCCACCGAGCCUCAGUACCAGCCCGGGGACAACCUCUAAACUGGCCUCCCUCCUCUCUCUCUCUCUCUGUCUCUCUCUCUCUCUCUCUCUCCCUCUCUCUCACUCUCACUCUCUCUCUCUCUCUCUAUCUCCGGGACUCGGGGUCGGCUCGGGGCUGGGGGCAGGACUGGCCCGAGCGGUUCUGUUUUAAAAAAAAAAUAAAGACUCUGGAGCCUUCCCAGCCAGGCCUUUUUAUUUUAGGGAUCUGUACAGCUUCCUCAGCUCAACUCCAGCGUUUCAGUUCCAACUCCUAAAAACACAACCCUCAGUCUCAGAGGCGCCCCCUGGAGUCUGAACUCUGCAAGUGCGAUAAUUAGGGAAGUUGAUGGACGGAGUUAACUGGGGUCGCGCUAAUGCAAUGAAAUACCUGUGUUCAAUGUAAAUAAGAAAAGCUUGUUUUAGUUUGUCUGCUUCCGUUCGAGAUUUUUAUUUUCUCCUGCACAAAAAUAAUAAUAAUGAUAAAAACGAUAGAGGCAAAGGAAGACGAGCACCUGAGCAGGCACACUUAAUCUGUAUUAUACUGUAGCUCCUCUAUUAUUUUCUAGAGAUUGAAUUGGAAGCCUCGAUAUAUUUUUUUUUUCUCAUUUCCCAUAAUGUCUCAGAGAAUUCACCCCCAGAACAUUGCUUUAUUCUUGACUUUUUUAUAUGUAGUAUUGCAGAGGCUUCUUCAGACGUGCAUGACGCAGUUUUCCAUCAGCUUUUUUUCUUUUCUUGCCUCCCCACCACCCUAAAAGCUUCCUCAGAGCGCUAGUUGUUAAGCUACUGCUGGUUCUUUUACAAACGAUAUGUCACAUUUUUGUAAAUCACAGCUGAGCGUGUAAGGAUUUUUGAACAUAUCCCUCCUCGCUUAUUUGAGAAGAUUUGGGUGGAAAUAUUUCUGUCUUUCUACCACAAAGUGUUGUUUUUUUUUUUUUUUGUUUCGCUUGAAGAAGAGGAAAGAGUUAAUUUAAGAAGUUUGUCUUUGUUUGAGCUGCCAUUGCGAGGUCUCGCCUCGUCGUUGAGAAUCUUUUUCUUUCGGAGGGAAGUCGACGCAAACCGUGGCUUUUCACCUCAUCUCCUGCACGCCCUCCACUCGAGCCUGCGGUGGCGGCGGCCUGCAGCUGAACCUGGACCACCUUACCUCCUCAGUUACUUCUGCUUUUAUGUUUUACUGACACAGUUAUAUUCAGUAUUGAGUCUUUGGUUUUUACAGAGUAUGUUUUUAUUCAACCCUUUUAAGUGAUCCUUUAAGAGUCAGUCGUACUGUACAUUCAGGAGAGCUCUGGGACCAAUUCAGGUGACAAUAAGAAGAAGGUCUGAAGAUGAACUGAACCCAGCCCUGACCUGGUCUUAAUGCAGAUGGUUUCAUGGCCAAUGGAAACCCCUUCAUUUUUCAGUUGUACAGCUCAAUGGUUUUUAAGUGUCGCUAACUUCCCUCCUUUGUAUCUUUUCAUUUCCAUUUUUUAACAUAACUUGUUUUGUUAAUUCAGUGAUUUGGCGUUUGGAAUUCAGAAAAGACCAAUAAACAUUUUACACUCUUUCC